AUUCCAAACUUGGACUCAGUAAGUUCUUGCAAUGGCCAAAAUUAAAAUCAUCCUCCUCUUUUCACUUUGUUGUGUUUCAACGUCGUUCGGUUAUUUCAAACAAUCGGAAACAAAUUUAAUCGCUUCAACUCCUUUGGGGCAACUUAGAGGAACCACAUUAACAAGUAGGAAAGGGGCGAAGAUUCUUUCUUUUCUCGGGGUUCGAUACGCUGAGGCACCAAUUGGAAAUUUAAGAUUUCAGCCUCCAGUCCCUGUAAAACCCUGGAAAGAAAUUUACGAUGCCACAAAAAAUCCUCCACUUUGUCCACAAUCUUUCGUUAAUUCAACUAAAGAGGAUUGUUUAUUUCUUAACGUUUAUACGCGAAGCUUAGAAAAUGAGAAAAAGCCGGUUAUGGUUUUUUUCCACCCCGGUGGAUUUUACGAAGGAAUUUCGUCAAGCGAAUUCUUUGGUCCUCAUUAUCUUUUAGAUCAAGAUAUAGUUUUGGUUGUUCCGAAUUAUCGCCUUCAAACCCUCGGUUUUUUAGCAACGGGUACUAAAGAGGCCCCAGGAAAUAACGGACUUAAAGAUCAAGUUCAAGUUCUUCGUUGGGUUCAACAAAAUAUUGCUUCGUUUUCUGGUGAUCCUAAUAAUGUAACAAUUUGUGGUUAUAGUGCUGGAGGAACAAGUGUAACUCUUCAUAUGGUCUCACCGAUGUCGCGGGGAUUAUUUCAUAAAGCCAUUUCAAUGAGUGGUGCUGCUUUUGGGGUACAGCCAAUUAUUUCCGAUCAAUUAAGAUUGGCUAAAAAACAAGCCCAAUUAGUUAAUUGUCCCGAAGAAGUUGACAAUGGCCUUAUUGAUUGUUUAAAAUCGAAAACUUCAGAGGAAUUAUCUAAUAAUUUACAAGGAUAUAAAGAGUUUCUUAAUGAUCCGAUUUGGUUAUGGAUGGUGGUUAUUGAACCCGAUUUUGGACAGGAAAGAUUUUUGGUCGAACAUCCAAUAAAAUCCGUUGUUAAUAAAAGAGUCGCCGAUGUUCCCCUUUUAAUCGGGGUUACUAAAGAUGAAUUUGGUGGAAGAUCUUAUUUUGUAGUAAAUAAUCAAACCGCUUUAAAAGAAUUUGAUGAAAACUACACAACAAAUUGGCCCAUUAUUUUUGGGUACGAAAGAGAUUCACAAUUUUCUUUAAACGUUUCCGAAGGAUUACGGAAAUUUUAUUUCCCCGAUAAUAAAAUCGAUGAAUCAAAACGGCAGGAAAUCGCCGAUUUAUACGCCGAUAGCAUAAUCGGUUUUGGGAGUAAUCGCGGUGCAAAACUUUUAACGCAACAUCUCACCAAUAAAGUUUAUUAUUACAGGUUUAGUUAUAAAGGAAAAUAUUCUUUCUUUUAUAUUCCCGGUACUAACAACACCGUUUCUUAUGGUGCAUCACAUCACGAUGAUUUGUUAUAUCUUUUUUAUAUCUCACGUCGAACUCCGAUGUUUACCGAACAACCCGAAAGUAAAAUUGUUGAUUAUCUAACAACGAUUUGGGGUAAUUUCAUUAAAACUGGGAAUCCCGAUACAAAAUCGUAUAAAUGGCCGGAAUAUGAUUUGGUCAAUCAAAAAUAUUUAGAUAUUAAUAUUAAUUUGAAAACUUCGAAUUUUAUGUUUGAGCAACGUUAUAAAGUAUGGGAAAAACUUUAUCCAAUAUCACUUUAUUUAAAUUAACGCUAAUCUCGCAACUAACGCCAUCUUUUAUUAACUAGCUGUUUUAUAUCACAAUAUUUAAAUUCGAUAUUGUUGAAUUAUUGUAAUAAAUAUUAAUAUUUGUGAAAUAUUGUGUAUAAAUGAAAGGCUUUUAUUAGCCAGGCGUCUGAAGAUGCAAUUAA
Onthophagus taurus is the source of this 1842-nucleotide messenger RNA. RefSeq names its product esterase FE4-like. The record is from RefSeq and is a predicted model, not a curated record. Lineage: Eukaryota; Metazoa; Arthropoda; Insecta; Coleoptera; Scarabaeidae.